CACUGACAUGAUGUGAUUGUAAAUUAGGAACAGUCCUUAGUUAAUAAUGUGAUUUGUAGAUAUAAUCAUGAUUAGUUAUAGUGUGGUUACGGUUUUAUUGUUUUCGGUUACGGUUAUGGCGACUAGAGUUGUUGAAGGAUCUCAACCAGUGCUACAAAGGACAAUAGAGGCGUUGUUCAAAGACAGAUCUCAAGUGACACAUCCAGGGACAUGCAAGUUAAUCCGAUCCUCGCCUCGGCAAACGAAAAUGUGCAGCAGAGAAGCUAGUCUGACUAACAUUCUGGCAAAGGCAAAAGAGCAAGCCAUACAAGCAUGUGAAGAAGCUUUCUUCUACGAUCGAUGGAACUGUUCUCUAAUAUUUAAUAGGAAAGAAAAAAAGAGCAUAUUCAACAAAAUUUAUAGAGAGACUGCUUUCAUACAUGCCCUCACUGCAGCUUCUAUAACUCAUGCAGUUGCCAGAGGUUGCGCUUCUGGGGACCUUACAAGGUGUUCCUGUCAAGGAAAUUUUCGAAAGAAUCUAUCGGAAUGGAAAAGAAACGGUUGCGGUGACGAUUUCAAGUACGGAAAACGGAUUACAAGGAACUUUCUAGAUUUCAAACACGCGGGCAACGAUCAAAUCGCCGAGAUUCUCAAACAGGAUGUCAUAAUAGGUAUCAACUCCAUCGGUGAGCAAAUGAAAGAAGUCUGCAAAUGUCAUGGUUUUUCCGGGUCGUGUACUACCAAAACCUGCUGGAAGAGACUUGGGCCUUUUAACUCUGCUAUGGGUGUUCUAAAGAAGCACUAUCACCACGCCGUAAAGAAGAAGCUUCUUAACUAUACAACAAAGAGAGCAAUAGCGCCUAAAAUAAAACGUAAAAUGUAUAUUGAUAAGAAUAAUUUAGUAUAUCUUCAUAAGACGCCUAAUUUAUGUGUGAGCACGCGAGGCAGGGUGUGUCGGGACCGAGACAAUUGUGCGACGUUGUGUUGCGCGAGGGGGUACUUUACUAGCAAGAAGCCUGUGAGCUCGCGGUGCAGGUGUAAGAUGGUGAACUGCUGCAUCGUCAAGUGCGACACUUGUGUUAAGGAUGUGGAUGUGUAUACGUGUAAAUAAAGUGCAUUUACGAACCACGCACGUAUGAACUCGGGAACACAAGUUGCGCUAGACUGUCUGAUACUUUUUUCUUAUGCCACGUCGGUGGCAAACAGGUAUACGGUCCGCCUGAUGAAAAGCGGUCACCGUAACCUAUGGACGCCUGCAACUCAAGGGGUGUCACAUGCGCGUUGCCGAUCCAUUAGAAACUUGUACACUCCUUUUUUAAGAACCCCAUACUGUAGUGAAAAAUUGCAUUUAAUCGAAAGUUGGCAAUACUCCACCAGUAAUAAUUGAAUGUAUACGAGAAUAUAGUAUAAUUAACAGUCUUUUUGCUAUUUUAGUUUUAAUGUAAACUAACUUUUCAUUAAAUUCAAUAUUUGUGCAUAUCUUGCAUAAUUAAUCUAUGUUCUGAUUUAACAAAAGCAUAAAUUAUUCAAGUAUGUUGU
Messenger RNA from Leguminivora glycinivorella, 1518 nucleotides. It is a transcript of the gene Wnt4, whose product is annotated as protein Wnt-4. Gene Ontology annotation, molecular function: cytokine activity; frizzled binding. The record is from RefSeq and is a predicted model, not a curated record. The coding region runs from base 68 to 1090 and encodes 340 amino acids. Gene Ontology annotation, cellular component: extracellular region. NCBI's taxonomy places the organism in Eukaryota, Metazoa, Arthropoda, Insecta, Lepidoptera, Tortricidae. Gene Ontology annotation, biological process: canonical Wnt signaling pathway; neuron differentiation; cell fate commitment. The transcript has 2 exons.